Messenger RNA from Nerophis lumbriciformis (worm pipefish), 2135 nucleotides. RefSeq names its product Ras homolog, mTORC1 binding like 1 (gene rhebl1). Gene Ontology annotation, biological process: signal transduction. Gene Ontology annotation, cellular component: membrane. The record is from RefSeq and is a predicted model, not a curated record. Gene Ontology annotation, molecular function: GTPase activity; GTP binding. Lineage: Eukaryota; Metazoa; Chordata; Actinopteri; Syngnathiformes; Syngnathidae.
UGUGCUUACACAAUGACACUUUCCGUCACUCGAGCCUGCGAGUAGUAGUCGCCUUAAAAAAACAAAAAAAAAACCUCCGUCGUCUCAAUUCCAAGUCCGGGGCGACCGUUUCCAGAUUUUAACCCCUUGCUCGACAUCCUUCGCGGCGCCGGAUUGAGAAGAAGACUUUUAAAUAUUCCAGAUAAGUACAUGUUGUACUUCCUGUCGUGAGGCCCAGCGGCGCCCCCCCCCCCCUCAAAAAAAAAGAAAAAAGUUUGUUGUUGUCACGUGACGGGAGACCCGAAUGUGGCGAUAAAAGUUGAGUUUUGACGGUAAAAACUCACUCGGCUUGCUGCACAUUCGACCCAUCGCCCCCCCACGACGAUGCCUCAGCCCAAGUACAGAAAGAUUGCCGUGAUCGGUUACCGGUCUGUAGGAAAGUCAUCUCUUACUAUUCAGUUUGUGGAAGGACAGUUUGUUGAUUCCUAUGACCCUACAAUUGAAAAUACUUUCAAUAAAAUGGUCAAUGUCAACGGUCAAGACUUCAAUCUUCAGCUGGUUGAUACAGCUGGACAAGAUGAAUACUCCAUUUUCCCACAGUCCCACUCAAUGGAUAUCCACGGAUAUGUCCUUGUUUAUGCUGUGACAUCCAUGAAAAGUUUUGAGGUUGUUCAGGUUCUACACGACAAGCUGCUAGACAUGGUUGGCAAGAUUCAGGUUCCAACCGUUCUUGUUGGCAACAAAAAAGAUCUCCACAUGGAAAGGGUCAUCAAGCCCGAGGAGGGAAAGAAGCUGGCCGAUUCCUGGGGCGCUGCUUUCAUGGAGUCCUCCGCCAAGGAGAAUGAGACCGCUGUGGAGGUUUUCAAGCGCAUCAUACUGGAGAUGGAGAAAGCCGACGGAAAUGUGCCAGAGGAGGGGAAGAAGUGUGCCGUGAUGUAAAAGUGUGCUCAGGACACGGGUAACGUCGCCGGCUGAAGACAGGGGAGAAGGGCAUCGCUUCCCCAGCGUGCCGAUGGCGACCACACCCCCUGCCCGCCCCCAACACCAUGUCAACAACAUGAUACAGAACCGAUCUUGAUUUUUUUUCUAAACAAUUCCAUUCAUUAUAACCCUAAGAAGAAGCUCUCGGGGAGUAAGCUUUGAUUGAGGCAGAGAAGCAUCUUCAUCUUUUAUUAUUUCAAGCGGGCUUCAUUUUAGCCAAAUGCCAAACUCGGACCCUCAAUAACCGUAUCAGCAAUUUCUACGACCUUAUAGCGGUCAUUUCUUUGGGUUGAGAGCAACGCUGGUGUGUGUAACUUUCGAGUGGUUGUACAGUUCUGGUGCCAGCUCACAUUGCUGUAAAUGUGAUCACCUUGUUGGACGAAACAAAGCGCUUCUUCCCACUGUCAUGUUUAUCACACGCCUUUCACCACGGACGCUCAAGCUACACGUUCACUCAGCGUUUGAGCUUUUCUGCUGAGCAGAUCCCCCCUCCGUCAGUCCUGCAGUGUUCCACUCAUCCUCUUCACCAGUACUAGAAUCUUUUGUUGAAUUGAGUAGCUUAGAACGAGUCGUAGACCUUUGCUAUUGAUCUCUUUUACAUAAUCGUUGAAUCGAGUUUUGCUACUUUUGAUUGAUGCAGCCUGGAGCAAGGCAUUUCUCGCGUUACAAUUUGUUGUAAAGUACAACACGAACGGGCCACAAAGUUAGUUUUUGAAUAUGUGGUCAUGAUUUGGAAGAAAUGGGACAUCAUGCAUACAUAUGAAUUGAAACAUUGCGUUGAAUUGUCACUGCCAGACACUGAGAAGUUGACGCUCACAAUAAGUGAUUCUUCUUUUCCUCCCUUGGCUCUUUUUGCCUUAAAAAAAGACACGUGUGUGUGGACUAUAAUCAGAUUAUUCAUAUAGUUGGUAAUUAUUGGUUUGCUGAGUAAGGAGUUAAUUCUCGAAGGCUGGUAUUGCUGUGUCUUGUGCCUUACAGAUGGUCAAAAGUCCCCCAAACUGCUUCCCUCCAUGACAAAGGUGCUCUUAAAGGGUUUCUACUUCUGUGUUAACUUGAUCUCAUUUGAAGCUGAUGGCGGCGACGGCGUACGCAGCACAAACAUGCCGAUGAAAUUCAGCGUUCAUUCAGAAAUAUUGCUGUAAACAGUUUGUAUAUAAAAUCUGUUACUCAUUUGA